AUGGAGUUUUUAACCUUUUCUCCAGAGAACCACUGCUUUUCAGAAUUACUCAACAGCAGCGAUGGGGAUGAAGAGGAAAUACUUGUCUGUGGAGAAGAUUUAGAGCUUAAUCCUUUUGAUGGCUUGCCUUACUCCUCCCGUUAUUAUAGGCUGAUGAAAGAGAGAGAAGAGCUUCCAAUAUGGAAAGAAAAAUGCACUUUCAUGGAAAGUUUGCUUCAUAAUCAAAUUGUGAUUGUGUCAGGAGAUGCUAAGACUGGCAAGAGUUCCCAGGUGCCUCAGUGGUGUGCUGAGCACUGCCUGGGCCUGCAGCCCCGCGGGGCCGUGGUGUGCACGCAGGUGCUGCGCCAGGCCGCCGUGGCGCUGGCCCUGCGCGCCGCUGACCAGAUGGACGUCAACCUCGGCCACGAGGUCGGCUACUCCGUGCCCUUCGAGAGCUGCUGCACGGCCGAAACCAUCCUGAGGUACUGCACGGAUGAGAUGCUCCAGAGGGAAAUGAUGUCCACUCCCCUUCUGAACAGCUAUAGUGUCAUUGUCUUGGACGAUGUGCAUGAAAGGACCGUGGCAACAGAUGCCCUGCUGGGCCUUCUGAAAGAUGUCUUGGCAGCCAGAGCAGAGCUGAGGCUGGUGCUCCUCACUGUCCCCCAGAUGUGCAGCGCCCUGCAGGGCUUCUGCGGCCGCGUCCCCGUGAUCCGAGUGCGGGGCAGGCACCGCGCCGAGGCCGUGUUCUCCUGCAGCGCCCACCAGGACCCCUUCUCUGCUGCUCUGAGGCUGCUCCUGGAGAUCCACCACACCAAGGAGAGGGGGGACAUCGUCGUCUUCCUGGCUUGUGAGCAAGAAAUUGAAAAAGCUUAUCAGAUGAUCAGGCAGGAACAAUCCAAUUUAAACCCUGACCUUGGAGAACUCAUCCCCAUCCCUUUAUACCCCACCAAACAAGACCUGACUCCCAAAGUAACUCAAGACAAGCAGAAAUGCUGCAGAAAAUACAGGAGGAAAGUACUGCUCACCACCAGCUCUGGAGAAUGUUUGAUCUGGACUAAAAACGUGACUUUUGUCAUCGAUGUUGGUGUGGAGAGAAGAAAGGUGUACAAUCCUAGAAUCAGAGCAGACUCUGUUCUAACCCAGCCUAUCAGCCAAAGUCAAGCAGAGGUGCAUAAACAAAUUCUGGGCAUGUCUCCAUCAGGGAAAAUCUUCUGCUUGUAUCCUGAAGAAUUUACAUAUAAGGAAAUGAAGCCACAAAUUCCAGCUAAAGUUCAGGAAUCCAACCUCACCAGCUUGGUCCUGUUCCUGAAGAGGAUGGACAUAGCAGGCUUUGCACACUGUGACUUCAUCAGCAGCCCAGCUCCUGAAAGCCUGAUGCAGGCUUUGGAAGAUCUGGAUUAUCUGGCAGCGCUGGACAACGAUGGAAACCUGUCUGAAUUUGGGAUUAUUAUGUCAGAAUUCCCCCUGGAUCCUCAGCUGUCCAAGUCACUGCUGGCUUCGUGUGAAUUUGAGUGUGUGGAUGAGAUGCUCACCAUUGCAGCCAUGGUCACAGCUCCCAGCUGCUUCCUGCACGCCCCUCCUGGCACAGAGGAGAUCGCUCGGAGCCGCUGGCGCCGCUUCUCCCACCCUGCAGGAGACCACUGCACCCUCAUCAGCAUCUUCAACGCCUUCAAGGCAGCCACUGCCAACCCCACACAGCCAGACUUCAGCACUGAGAAAUGGUGCCGUGAGUAUUUCCUGAGCUGCUCUGCUCUGAGCAUGGCAGGGAUGAUCAGAGCCGAGCUGGUGGAGAUCAUGAAGCGCAUUGAACUUCCCAUUUCAGAACCAGACUUUGGAUCAGAAGAAAAUCUACUAAGCAUUAAGAAAGCUCUUUUAUCUGGUUACUUCAUGCAUAUUGCUCGUGAUGUGGAUGGCUCAGGGAACUAUUUAAUGUUAACACACAAACAAGUGGCCCAGCUCCACCCCUUCUCAUCCUACUACAACAGCAGGAGGAUUCCAGAGUGGGUUUUAUUCCACGAGUUCAGCAUCUCAGAGGGCAAUUCCAUCAGAGUUGUCUCCGAGAUCUCCCCCCAUCUAUUUGCAGAGCUGGUACCUCAGUAUUAUUUCAGCAAUCUUCCUCCAAGUGAAAGCAAGGAUAUUCUGCAGGAAAUGAUCGAUCACUUGGCACCUGUUUCAGCCAAAAAGGAGGAACAGAAAAUUGCCAAUGACAGCAAAGAAAAUGAGGAAUUUCCCCAAACUCCCACUGAGCAGAGAUGUGUUAUUCAGUGAAUUUAGAAUGAACCAUCACAUAUUGGACAACAAUAAAUAAAAGCAAUAUAUCCAUAAUACAUCCCUGCUUUAAC
This is a messenger RNA of Poecile atricapillus (Black-capped chickadee), 2321 nucleotides long. It is a transcript of the gene DHX32, whose product is annotated as DEAH-box helicase 32 (putative). Bases 1 to 2247 code for a protein of 748 amino acids. NCBI's taxonomy places the organism in Eukaryota, Metazoa, Chordata, Aves, Passeriformes, Paridae. Gene Ontology annotation, cellular component: intracellular anatomical structure; spliceosomal complex. The transcript is spliced from 11 exons. Gene Ontology annotation, molecular function: RNA binding. The record is from RefSeq and is a predicted model, not a curated record.